Molecule: messenger RNA, 645 nt
Organism: Liolophura sinensis
Lineage: Eukaryota; Metazoa; Mollusca; Polyplacophora; Chitonida; Chitonidae
Product: chromatin accessibility complex protein 1-like
Exons: 3
Coding region: 10-324 (104 amino acids)
Biological process (GO): chromatin remodeling; DNA-templated DNA replication
Cellular component (GO): CHRAC; nucleus
Molecular function (GO): protein heterodimerization activity
Source: RefSeq, a predicted model, not a curated record
GUAGUCAUUAUGGCGGGUUCAGAGAAAGAAAGCGUUCUUCCCUUGUCGAGGAUUAAGACGAUUAUGAAAAGCUCACCGGACGUAUCAAGCAUAAGUCAAGAGGCAUUGUUUAUGACAGGAAAAGCCACGGAAAUGUUUGUACAGAAUUUGGCCAGGAUAUCAUUGGUGGAGAGCAAGGAUAAAAAUAAUGUUUUGUACAAAGAUUUAGCCGAGGUGGUGAACUCGGAUGACACUCUACAGUUUUUACAAGACAUAAUCCCGAAGAAAAUCUUGGCAAGAGAAUAUUUCGAGAAGUUGUCAAAACUGAGUGACGAGGAGACAUGAUAUAAACAUUCAGUCAUCAUGAAACUGUUUCAAGAAGAAGAGAGAAAAAUGGUCAUGUCUUCUUCAUUGAUGACUACAACUUUCAGAAAGGAUGGUUGAUCAGGAAAGGGGCACAACUCAUGCAGACGUCCCUGUGUAGACUUCUUGUAGAUAUCUCUAGAACUGCGUAUAUGUGGAUAGAUCUGUCAUUACCUUUUCAAAAUAAUGAUGCUCAUUGGAAGUGUUUCAUCUCAAAUCAUUCAUCAUAUUUACAUUAAAAUCAAAUGGCUCAUCAUUUUAUCAAACAAAAUUAAAAGUUUUGUCACGUGCUUGUAAUUUUUU